AGGGCAGGUUCUGUAAAGCCAAGCCACCUUGUGCAGGGGACAUUAGGGAACAGGACCCACCUGUCCAUCUAGGACAUCAGUCUCUGGUGGGCCUGGACCAUGGGCAACGUCAUGGAGGGCAAGUCGGUGGAGGAGCUGAGCAGCACCGAAUGCCAUCAGUGGUACAAAAAGUUCAUGACGGAGUGUCCCUCCGGCCAGCUCACACUCUACGAAUUCCGCCAGUUCUUUGGCCUCAAGAACCUGAGCCCCUCGUCCAGCCAAUAUGUGGAGCAGAUGUUCGAGACUUUUGACUUCAACAAGGAUGGCUACAUUGACUUCAUGGAGUAUGUAGCCGCGCUCAGCCUGGUCCUCAAGGGCAAGGUGGAACAGAAGUUACGCUGGUAUUUCAAGCUCUAUGACGUCGAUGGCAACGGAUGCAUAGACAAGGACGAGCUGCUCACCAUCAUCCGGGCCAUCCGAACCAUUAAUCCCUGGAGCGACUCAUCCAUGAGCGCCGAGGAGUUCACAGAUACCGUGUUUGCCAAAAUCGACAUCAACGGGGACGGGGAACUGUCUCUGGAGGAGUUCAUGGAAGGCGUCCAGAAGGACCAGAUGCUCCUGGACACGCUGACCCGAAGCUUGGACUUGACCCGCAUUGUGCGCAGACUCCAGAAUGGUGAACAGGAGGAGGCAGGUGCUGGUGACCCCGCAGCAGAGGCUGCGGGCUGAGCCUCACCGCAUGCUGAGGGUUGGCCUGGGCGGUGCCUGAUGUGGUUGUCUUGUUCUUGUCUUAAUUGCAUUACAUAGACUCUCCUGAAC
Onychomys torridus (southern grasshopper mouse) is the source of this 798-nucleotide messenger RNA. RefSeq names its product guanylyl cyclase-activating protein 1. Gene Ontology annotation, cellular component: photoreceptor inner segment; cone photoreceptor outer segment. Gene Ontology annotation, biological process: positive regulation of guanylate cyclase activity; visual perception. Gene Ontology annotation, molecular function: calcium sensitive guanylate cyclase activator activity; calcium ion binding. The transcript has 4 exons. The record is from RefSeq and is a predicted model, not a curated record. NCBI's taxonomy places the organism in Eukaryota, Metazoa, Chordata, Mammalia, Rodentia, Cricetidae. The coding region runs from base 100 to 708 and encodes 202 amino acids.